This is a messenger RNA of Rattus norvegicus (Norway rat), 312 nucleotides long. The record is from RefSeq and is a predicted model, not a curated record. Lineage: Eukaryota; Metazoa; Chordata; Mammalia; Rodentia; Muridae.
AUGGAGGAUAACAAGGAUUCUCUGCCCAAGCUUAAGGACCUGACAUUUCUCAAGAACCAGCUGGAGUGCCUACAGCAGCGUGUGGAAAUGAAAGUCAACAAUGGCGUAGGUCAGGAUGAGUCGCCCUUGUCCUCCCUAUUCUUCAAGGAAUUCCUGGCAGGAUACGUGGUGGCCAAAAUGAGGGCAUCUGCAGUAUUGGGCUGUGCAGUGGGCACUUGCAUUGGCAUCUAUGCGGCUCAGGCAUACGCCAUACCCAACGUGGAGAAGACAUUGAAGAACUACUUUAGGUCACUACGAAAGGGGCCUGACUAG